AUGGCGGCGGAGCGACAGGACGCGCUGAGGGAGUUCGUGGCCAUCGCGCUAGCGAGCUUUUAUGAGGACGGAGGGGAUGAAGACAUUGUGACCAUUUCGCAGGCAACCCCCAGUUCAGUGUCCAGAGGCACAGCCCCCAGCGAUAAUAGGGUGACAUCCUUCAGAGACCUCAUUCAUGACCAAGAUGAGGAAGAGGAGGAGGAGGAAGGCCAGAGGAGCAGGUUUUAUGCUGGGGGCUCAGAAAGAAGUGGACAGCAGAUUGUUGGCCCUCCCAGGAAGAAAAGUCCCAAUGAGCUGGUGGAUGAUCUCUUUAAAGGUGCCAAGGAGCAUGGAGCUGUAGCUGUGGAGCGAGUGACCAAGAGCCCUGGGGAAACCAGUAAACCAAGACCAUUUGCAGGGGGUGGCUACCGCCUUGGGGCAGCACCAGAGGAAGAGUCUGCCUAUGUGGCAGGAGAAAGGAGGCAGCAUUCCAGCCAAGAUGUUCAUGUAGUGUUGAAGCUCUGGAAGAAUGGAUUCAGCCUGGACAAUGGUGAACUCAGAAGCUACCAAGACCCAUCCAAUGCCCAGUUUCUGGAGUCUAUCCGCAGAGGGGAGGUGCCAGCAGAGCUGCGGAGGUUAGCCCAUGGUGGGCAGGUAAACUUGGACAUGGAAGACCAUCGGGAUGAGGACUUCGUGAAGCCCAAGGGGGCUUUUAAAGCCUUCACUGGAGAGGGUCAGAAACUGGGCAGCACUGCCCCCCAGUUGUUGAGUACCAGCUCUCCAGCCCAGCAGGCAGAAAAUGAAGCCAAAGCCAGCUCUUCUAUCUUAAUCAACGAGUCAGAGCCUACCACAAACAUCCAAAUACGACUUGCCGACGGUGGGAGACUGGUGCAGAAAUUUAACCACAGCCACAGGAUCAGCGACAUCCGACUCUUCAUCGUGGAUGCCCGGCCAGCCAUGGCUGCCACCAGCUUUGUCCUCAUGACUACCUUCCCGAACAAAGAGCUGGCUGAUGAGAGCCAGACCCUGAAGGAAGCCAACUUGCUCAAUGCUGUCAUCGUGCAGCGGUUAACAUAACCGCCCCACCGGCUGCCUCACCACCCUCCUUGUUUCCCACGGCCGGCAGCUAUGCCCGUGGGCAUCUCCUCUCCCACCCCAUUGUGCACACCCAGCAGUCCAGUGCCACGUUUCCUUCGUAGCUCUGGGUUCUUAGAUCUUGGUUGGACAUUUGUUUUCUCCUUAGUUGCAUUUCCUGGGUUUUUGUGAUGAUCAAUGGACUUUAAUGAAAAGAAAAAAAAUAAAAACAACCAAAAAAAUUGAAGGAAUAUCACCAGCAUGUUGUACAGAAACUCUCCCACUGAAGCAGGCUUUGAUUGCUUUAAACUCAUACUUACCUUGGGGACAUGUGGGGUGGAACCUUCCAUCUUUUCGCAUAAAAAUUGCUUGUGGCACAUAACACUCAUCCAAACUGUGUGUCCCACCCACCACCCCCAAAGAUGACUAUGUGGAGGAUAUCCCCCAUUAUGGGCGGGUGGGGGAGGAUGUGUAGAAAGAGACUUUACAGCUAUGUGCUCCAACAAGAAUAUAUAACUUAGAUAAAACUGGGCAGCAGCAAGAGUCGCCUGAAGUGUGAGGUCAGACCUAGCUGCACACAACUCCUUCAGGGGAAAAUAACUACUUCCCUAUGCUCCUUUCACUCAAGCCUUGGGAAAUCAACACUCCCCAGACCUUGGCCAGUUGAGAUUCUACACUACCUGUCUGCCCCAGCCCUUUCUUCCUCAUUAUCCAGGCUGCUCUGCCAUUGCUUUAUUUACUCCACGUGGAAAAGUCUUAAGUGUACCUAGGAGAUAGAUGAGGUAUUUGUUCAUUAGAAUACAGCUCAUGCCAACCCAGAAGUUCAGAAUCAGUAUAUCUUGGUUAGAGAAACAGAAUCAAAAUGCCACUGAGCUAUUCACUAAUGGUGUAUGGCAAAUCAGCUGCUGAAGAAGGGGUGGAUUUCCUGUGCUACAACCACUUUUUACUGUGUUGGUGUUUGCAAGAAGCUUCUGCUGAGGGAAUUUUGAGGGUAGGUGAAACAUCAGCACAGGGCUUUGGUUUGCAGGUUCCGCUCCACAGUUGUUCUCUGCCUACUAACUUCUGACUUGCAGACACUUUGGCAGUAGUCCCAGCCUGAUAAAGACCCUCCAUCCCCAUAAUUUGCUUUCUGUGCAAAUUCGGGAGAGGAGGACCCUUGGGCUUCUGGAUGGAAUCCUUUCCCCUUCCCUCUUAAAUGAACCACAGACUUAGAAUCAACACUGACUUGGAAUCUCCUGGUGUCGAAUCAUUACGUGCCUCGAUCCUCUUUCCAAGCAGUCAUCACCAGUCACUCACUUUUCCAGUUCGCCCACUGCAAGGAGCCAAGAAUGCACACCAUCCACUCAGAGCUGCGGAAGGGCUUCUGGCAUAACAAAGACCUAUCCUGAGAAAGGGACUUGGUGCUUCCAAUCCCAAACUUCCCAAACUGGCAGUGGCCAGCCGGAGCUGCAGCGUCUGCCAGUAUUUCCUCCAGCAGGUGGAGGUAAAAGUGGAAACUAAAUGUGGGUCUGGAAAAAUUAAGUUAUUGUCACCUUGACCAUUAAAAACCAGAAUGAGGAU
Molecule: messenger RNA, 2613 nt
Organism: Galeopterus variegatus (Sunda flying lemur)
Lineage: Eukaryota; Metazoa; Chordata; Mammalia; Dermoptera; Cynocephalidae
Gene: NSFL1C
Product: NSFL1 (p97) cofactor (p47)
Exons: 10
Coding region: 1-1056 (351 amino acids)
Biological process (GO): nuclear membrane reassembly; autophagosome assembly; proteasome-mediated ubiquitin-dependent protein catabolic process
Cellular component (GO): cytosol; nucleus
Molecular function (GO): ubiquitin binding
Source: RefSeq, a predicted model, not a curated record